CAACACCACUAACUUACGCUGAAACGGUAGGAUUCGAGGUCACGAGGAGUUAAUCUUGGUAGCUGGUGAAGAGUCUUAAAUAUGUAAUAGCAAGCACUUUUUUCCACUUCAAUCACUGCAAGUUAGUGUAUGAAAAAAGGAACUUUUUUCGUUUGGUGUUUUGUUCGGCAGGGAAGAUGUCUCAAGAAGUUAAUACUACUGAAGAAGAAAAUGGAAAAGUCACUCGAAUUAUUCGCAUUGGAACAAGGAAAAGCCAGCUGGCUCGGAUUCAGACAGACAGCGUGGCUGAGAAACUGAAAGAGCUCUAUCCAGACUUGCAGCUAGAGAUAGUUGCCAUGUCAACAGUUGGAGACAAGAUCCUUGACACUGCCUUAUCAAAGAUUGGAGAGAAGAGUUUGUUCACCAAAGAGCUGGAGAAUGCCCUUGAAAGAAACGAGGUGGACCUUGUUGUGCACUCUCUAAAAGAUCUUCCUACUUCACUGCCUCCUGGUUUCACGAUCGGUGCUGUACUCCAACGUGAAAAUCCUCAUGAUGCCGUAGUGCUUCAUCCAAAGAAUGCUGGACUUACCCUGGACAGCCUGCCAGAAAAGAGCGUGAUAGGCACGAGCUCGCUCCGCCGGGCCGCGCAGCUGAAAAAAAGGUUCCCACAGCUGGAAUUUGAAAACAUUAGAGGCAACCUUAAUACUCGUCUGAAGAAGCUGGAUGAGAAGGAGGACUACGCUGCCAUCAUUCUGGCUGCCGCUGGUCUCAAGCGCAUGGGCUGGGAGAGCCGUAUCAGUCAGAUUCUGGGUGCUGAAGACUGCAUGUAUGCUGUAGGUCAGGGUGCGUUGGCAGUGGAAGUGAGGGCAAGAGACAGAGACAUCCUCAAGAUGGUGUCUAUUCUCCACCACCCUUGUACUGUGCUGCGCUGCAUCUCUGAAAGGGCUUUCCUUAAGCAGCUGGAGGGAGGCUGCAGUGUUCCUGUUGCUGUCUACACAGAAGUAAAGAACUCUGUGCUCUAUUUGACAGGUGCGGUUUACAGUCUGGAUGGUGCUGACUGUUUGAAGGACACCAUGCAAACCAAUAUCGAAUUAGAUAACAUGGUGCAUCACAGCGCAGAGGAGCGCGCUCAUGUUGGAGUCACGGCCAACAGCAUAUCGCUGACAGCUCUGGACGCUGCAGAGAAACUGGGUGUUGAUCUUGCCAACCUGCUGCUCAGUAAAGGAGCCAAGGACAUCCUUACCACGGCCAGACAGCUUAACGAUGUCCGAUAACAGCUUUGUUCAGCUGCUAGCCAACUGAUCUACAUGAUACACUUAACACUGCCAACAUAAUAAAUGCAUACACACAUGUUUGAAGUGAAGGGCAUAACAGUAUGAUUAUAUACCUCGGUCAUCACAACAUGUUUUCCAGCACUGAAUGCACUGAAGUGAUGAUAAUUAUUUUCAGUGCCUUAGAAUGAAAACAAACCAUAUAUACAUGCUCAUGAUUCCUUGACUUCCAUGUCAAAUAACUUUCUCAGGUGCCUUCAAAAAAAAAAAGCUUCUUUAUCUAUUCAAGGCUUCUGAAACAGGGUUUUACAUACAAUGUUGAGUGCAGCUGUUGUUCAGUAGGUCUGAGUUCUCUGUAACAUUAUUCUAUACUUAAACUACAGAAUAUAUAAAGAAAUCAGUUUUAGUAGGUUAUACAUUUUUAUUAUUAAGUCAUUAAGCAGGUUGCAGCUUUUAUAUUUUCUUAUAUUCCAUUCAUUUCUAUGAACCUAUACUUUCUACACUCAUUGCAGUAAUACUUCUCCAUAUUAGCUGACUUGGGCUUCUCUGUAUUCGUUGUUGCCUUUUAAAAACCUUUACACAGAUCAAAGGUGCCCAAAUUUUCAACAGCGAUCAUUAAUAUAGUUGAAAGAAUAAAUCCUUUAAAUGUGAACAGAGGAACACAACAGUUUUGAUUGCAGUUGUACCUAAUUUGCAUGGAACAAGCUGCUAAAUACAGUAAGCUGUUUAAGCAUGUAGAAAUGCUAGCAGAAAGAAAACAACCUAUAAAUGACCAUUUCUGGUCCUACAAAUUGUAUUUACUAAAAUAACAGUAAGAAUAUGAACAUCUUAUAUGUAUUGAUUCAUUUUGUGACACACAAGUCAGCUGGAAACAACAGUAGCUCAGUAUAUGAUUUUGAUUAUUAUGAUGAGUAUUAGUACUACAGUAUGUAUAUUAACCCCCAAUCAAUCAUUUGUGCCUUAGUUAUCCAUAAAAAUGGAUGAACAAACAUUAAUGCAGCAAUUUUGAUUUAUAUCUUUGCCUACAGUCGUAAAAUGUAGACAGCAAACAUUCCAUGCUUAUUUUAAACCAAGUAAGAUGACUUUCCCCGGAUCUGGUCCUUUAAUGCAGGGCUGGAAUGGGUUCAGGAAGUAAACAGGACUAGAAAAGCUGCAGGCUGAGACUCACUGUUCAAUACUGAAUCAUUUAUGGGUUUGGUCUGAUGCCACUAAGCCCUUUAUAGUGCCUUAAUGUGAUCAUACAAUCUGUGAAAUGCAUAUGAAACUGAAAUUAAAAAGAUGUUUCUUUGCCCA
This is a messenger RNA of Tachysurus fulvidraco (yellow catfish), 2543 nucleotides long. It is a transcript of the gene hmbsa, whose product is annotated as hydroxymethylbilane synthase a. The record is from RefSeq and is a predicted model, not a curated record. Bases 177 to 1253 code for a protein of 358 amino acids. Gene Ontology annotation, cellular component: cytoplasm. Gene Ontology annotation, biological process: heme biosynthetic process. Lineage: Eukaryota; Metazoa; Chordata; Actinopteri; Siluriformes; Bagridae. The transcript is spliced from 14 exons. Gene Ontology annotation, molecular function: hydroxymethylbilane synthase activity.